AGUAAUUAAUUAAUUGCAGAUAGUCACUAUCUCACCAUCAGUGGUGCCCUUCAAAUUUACAUUUAAUGAGAAAUAAAUUAUUAAAAACAAUAUGUGUAUUUAAAUAAAUAAACUUUGUCAGCAUGCUGCGAAAUAACAAUGUUUCCAUGGCCACAGCUGUUUAUUCACGAACAAAUUUCCUGAUAAUAAAACACCUAAAAUGACACGCAAAGCAAACAUUUUUUAUUAGUUUAACAACGCUUAACACAACAAUUUGGUCGCAUGUCGGGCAAAAAGCUGUUGCAUUAAUCAUAAUGAGGUAAAUAAACAAAUGUCUGAUUUCAAGUGCACGCUGCCAAACACGCACUCACUUAUGUACAUAAAUGUAUAAAAUCAAGUAAAGUUAUAUACAUACUAACGAAUAUAAUCCAAAAAUUAAAAAAAUAGAUUUGAAUUUAGAGAUAAACAUCAAAAAAAAAAUCAAAAAAUAAAAGUUAAAAAUGAUAUUUUUUAUAUAAUUUUUCUCCUCCUACAAUAUAAAAUUUAUAAACAACUUUCCAAAGCGCAAAAAGUCACGUUUGCUUACUGUUAACACGAAAUUAAACACAUACAAACGCAUAAGCAAACAUUUUUGAUGGCCAUUUCCGCUUGCUGCAUUCUAAGGCUGACAGCACACUACGUUUCCGCUUCUAGCUUUAGCCAAUUUUUUAUGCGCUCUCUUUCUAUCAACUCUUUUAACCUGCCGCUUGUUGCCAUGACUAAUUCGUGCUUUUUGCCGGCAUUUCAAAUUAUUUGUAUACGUUACUUACAGCGAAAUUGCCGCCAGAAGCUUUUAUUUCUCACUCAAAUGUGCAAAAUGCGAGUGAAAGCUCUGAAAGUUUAUUCUAGGCGGAUAUAUCUAAAAUUUGAGUGCAGCUUAACAACAACAAGCGGCGCUGCUACUAUGUUAUUGCAAGCUUUUUUUCUGAUUCAUACAUUUAUACAUGCUAGGCAUGCAAAUCUACAAACAUAUGUACAUGUUAGCGCUGGUCUUUGUAGUCUGUCAUGUGCUUGGCUUGUUGGCACUUUUGCUAGCAGCUGCUGAAACGUGACUCUGUUGUGUGAACGUAUAGAACUUUACAACAAUAACAGUGAAAUUACAUCAAAAUUAAGUAACUACAAAAUGGUGGCAGUUGCUUGUCUAUAAACAAUAAUGGCUUAAAAUUAUAUUAUAUAUAGAGAGAGAGGUCUCUUUUUGGAAGCAGAAACAGUUGCAAGGUUUCCAGGAAGCUUGAGCUCUUGCUAGAAAACUGGUAUUUUCGAAACAGGCGCUAGUUCCUUUCCUGAAUUGAAGAUAAGGUAUAUUUGGGGAUAAUUUUCUUUACUCUCCUUCUAAGCCUUAAAACUUUUACCAAGCUUUUGAAAAGCUUUCAUCAGAAAUACUUCAUAAUAUUUCAUAAUAUUCUGGUUUUGAGUAUUCUGUUCAUAUUUUUCUAACUUCAAUCCCCUCCAGACCAGUGUGACCGAGUAUGUUAUGAUUCAACUAAAGAACUAUUAAGAGCAAACUAUUAUAUAUUUAUAUUAAAAAAUUUAAAGGUUAGUAAAUUCAUCGAUAGAGGGCGCUGGGUUUCAAAAUUAUGGUAAUUAUUUAUUUAACAACAAAUACCGUUACAUAUACGAUGGUAUAUUCUGAAGAUGGGUGCACUUAGGCCUUCAGAGAAUAUGAGCAGUAACCUUAAUUUAUAUAUCCAUUGCGAUUUUCAUAAAUAAAGUGCUGUAUCUCACGGUUUACGAAUCGCGGAACACAUUGACUAUCAUUUCUGAAUUUUUCGAAGUAUAUAUAGUAAAUUUUCAAAAUAAUUUUCCAAAAGAACACACAGUUGUACUUUCUAUGCGAUUGGCAACGCUGCUACUUAUAUUGUAUCAUACAUGUGACAUAUAAACCAUUUUUAAAAACAAAAAAUAAAUAUAAAAGCAAAAACUCAAGCCCCACAAGCAAAAGAACACGUAAAGACAAAUAAAGAAAAGAAAAACAAAAGCAAAAUAAAGAAGCAAACACACAGCACAGAAGUUCAUUAAACGCCGACACAACGGCCAAGCAGCUGGCUGCCCAACACCACACACACACAUACAAACAUAACCAAAGGUUACCAAAGAAUAAAAGUAUGAAACAAAGAAGUAAAUAUAAUGAGCUAACCAAUAAAAGAAGUGCAUAGUGCAAAAAGAAGUAGCAAACAAAAGAUAAACAAACGAAAACCAGACGGAAGGCAAGCACACUUCAUGGCAACGCGGCGAACUCGGCAGCACACGAUGCGCUCAAACUGUUGCAUAGAGCCGGCCGGAGAGUUGAGGCACACGAAUGAGUGUGAGUGAGAGUUUGAUUGCGAGCGAUUGAGAUCACAAACGGAGUGCAUUCCAAGCGGUCACUCAAAACCACAGCGCGCACAAGCGUGUAUCUGUGAGAUACUCGUCGGUGCAUGUGUGCGUCGGGUGACUCAGCGAGCGCGGUGUGGGGCUGCACUUCUGCAGAUAACGCGGCGAAUUGCCAACGUUCAGUACUUUUUGUUGCUUUUUUUGGCUUGCUGCUCGAGCGUUUAUGUUUGUAUGUAAAGUGUUGCUAGAAUGGCAUAUAAAAUGUAUAGAAGUAGAGGAAGAGGAGGCAUGCCUGUGAAGUGCUAGAUAAAUUCGCCGCGGCCAAGCAGAUAGCAGAUAGCAUACCAGCGAGCGUGCUGCCAUACAAUUUGCAUUUGUAUGCGUGUAUCUGUGCCGUUGACUUUUUCGGCAGCAUUUCAUGCUCGGCUCUUCGUGCCUACAAUGUGUGUGCUGUGUGCGUGUGUAUGUGUGUGCAUGUUGCUGGUUUUGUUGUUAUUGUGCGUUGUUGGUAUUUGUUGUUGUUGUGCGCUGUUUCAUAUUGGGCACAGCGCGGCUGGUCGGCUGUCAAUGCUCAGCGAUUUCAGUAUCGCAGAGAUAUUCGACGUGAACGGUUCGGUGGCGACGAUUUGCUGCGACACAACUGAAUUGCUUAGAUACGAAGCGUAGCGAACAGCGACGCCGCGUGUGAAGUGAAGUGUACAGUGAAUGAUAGCAACAUUUAGCAAACAUUAGAUAGCUACAGCAGCAACAACAACAGCUAGUAAAUAUAUAUAUGUAUAUAAUUUAAUCACAUAUUAAAGCAGAUGAGCAGCGAUAGUGUGGCAAUAGUCAAGUGAAGUCUGAGAAAGAUAUAUGUACAUAUGUGCUUAUAAAAUAAUAAAUAAUAUAAAAUAUCUGCAUAUUCAUGUAAAAUAUGUGAAUGUAUGUAUCUGUGUUAAAACAAAAAAAAAAAAAUAAAUAAAUUGCUAUGCGUAUAAGCAAGUGGAGAUCAAAGAAAUUCCAAAGUACGAUUUUUCAUAAUUUAAUUCACAGCUAAACUAAAGUCUUCUACAUAUGCAUACAUACAUAUGUACAUAUACGUAUGUAUGUGUUUCUGGCGUUUCGUGCGCAUAUAAGUGCGUGUGUGUAUGCACGUGCGCGUACCGCUACCGUAAACAGCGGUGAUCAGCGAUCAGCAGCAGCAUCAAAGUAAGCCAUAAAAAAUCUUUCAGUACCCAACUAACAGCAGAGAUGUUGCAUUAAAUUUAUAAAAAGUUACCUGAAAAUCAAUUGAGUGUCUCACCACUUUAACUAUGUUAACUAAUAUUGAAAAAUAAAUACCUAGCCAUAAAAAAAUUUAUUAAAUAAUUUAAAUAAUACAUCUACAAAUAGAUAAUUUCAAAUGAAACUAAGUACGUGCAAAAAUAAAAGCUAUUCUAACAAAUAAAUCAACAUCUUCAAUAAUAACAAAAAUAUUUCUAAUGUGACUUGCUUGCACAAAGAACGAAAAUCAAAACAAAAGUGUUAAAUAUAGUGCUAAAUGAAAUGAAAAAAUACACUAAUUGCUCCGAUUCUAAGAAAUUUGUUUAUUUUUUUGUGUUUUGAGUUCAAUAUUAAUUUGCUCGGUGUGUGUGUGUGCCAACAACAAAGUGAAUAAUUUGCGAUUAUGUAACAGCAGUAAACGCAAAUAAAUAAGUUACCUGAAAUAAUACACAGAAAAUAUAAAGAGGAUCAGCGAUUUUCUACAGGUUCAGGCCUACAGCUGCGUAGCAUUGAGGAGCCAAGUGCGCAGUGCCAAACAACAACACAUCAUUACCAUCACACCGGUCGUAUGCCAGCGGCGGAGCAGGGGGGCACAGGGUGCGUCAGCUUUGAAAACGCCAAUGCGUUAAAUCAGCGUACCGGUGUCCCCCUGCAACUGCAAACUACACAAAAUCAAUAUCAUCAUCACCAACAGCAACAACAAAACCCGCACACCAUGCAACAUACAACACAAAAGGGCUACGAUGCCGAACAGGCGCGCAUGGAGGCGUGGAUGGAUGAGAAUCAAGAAUUUGUACAGGAUUAUUUCAUAAGAAAAGCCACACGUCAGGUAGUUGAUGCUUGGCUCGUUUCACAUGCCACUACAGCUGGCAAUGAUGUCUCGCUGACUGGCUCACCUACACAUACAAAUGGACAGAGUUGCUCAUCACGAGGUGGAUCGGGAGCGACAACGCCGGUGAGAAAAAUAUCAGCACAUGAAUUUGAACGCGGCGGUCUGCUGAAGCCAAUUGUCAACACCAUUGACGGUACACCGACAUUCUUAAGUGUAGGCACACAAAAUGAUUGCUCAACAAACAGCAGCAAUAUGGGCGGCAUUGGUGGUGGGAGUAAUGGCAAUAACAUUGGCGCUGGCAAUGGCAACUAUAAUGCUGCCAAUGGCACGAGCACACUCGGUGCUCAUCACUAUCAUCAUCAUCAUCAUGGACAGACGGCGCACAGUUUCGGCACAAUGGGCUAUUAUCGGCCGCAACGUUUGUCACGCAACGAAUUGAAGGCGUUGGAUGAGAAAGAGCUCAUUUUUGAACUGGUAAAGGAUAUCUGCAACGAACUGGAAGUGCGUACAUUGUGCCAUAAAAUCCUGCAGAAUGUAUCAAUAUUGUUGAAUGCAGACCGUGGCUCAUUGUUUUUGGUGCAGGGCCGUUGCAAUACCGCGAAUGAUGGACCAAAGAAAUGUCUCGUGUCUAAGCUGUUCGACGUUUGUCCACGCAGCACCGUGGAAGAGAUGGAACAGCAAGAGGAAGUACGCGUUGCUUGGGGUUCGGGCAUUGCUGGUCAUGUGGCUGAGAGCGGUGAACCAGUUAAUAUACCAGAUGCAUAUCAGGAUGAGCGCUUCAAUGGCGAAAUUGACAGCAUAACCGGCUAUCGAACGAAGGCGCUGCUCUGUAUGCCCAUUAAGGAUUCAUCGGGCGAUGUCAUCGGUGUGGCGCAGGUCAUUAAUAAAUUAAAUGGUGAAUGUUUCACUGAGGCCGAUGAGAAGGUGUUUGCCUCUUACCUGCAAUUCUGCGGCAUCGGCUUGCGUAAUGCUCAACUUUACGAGAAAUCCCAACUGGAAAUCAAACGCAAUCAAGUCUUGCUCGAUUUGGCGCGUAUGAUCUUCGAGGAGCAGAGCACCAUUGAGCAUAUGGUAUUCCGUAUACUAACACACAUGCAAAGUCUCAUACAGUGUCAGCGUGUGCAGAUCUUGUUGUUACACGAGGCUUCGAAGGGCAGCUUCUCGCGUGUGUUCGAUUUUGAAGCGAAUGAUCUCAGUGAAGAGGAGAAUACGUCACGUACGAGUCCGCAUGAGUCACGAUUCCCCAUCAAUGUGGGCAUCACCGGCUAUGUGGCCACAACUGGUGAGACUGUGAACAUACCAAAUGCUUACGAAGAUGAUCGCUUCGACGCCAAUGUCGAUAUCGAGGGCAACUUCAAGCACAAGUCCAUAUUAUGUAUGGCAAUCAAAAAUUCACUGGGUCAAAUAAUUGGCGUCAUACAGCUGAUCAACAAAUUUGAUGAUCUGAACUUUACCAAAAACGACGAGAACUUCGUCGAGGCUUUCGCCAUCUUCUGCGGCAUGGGCAUACACAACACACACAUGUACGAGAAGGCGAUCGUGGCGAUGGCCAAGCAGAGUGUCACUUUGGAGGUGUUGAGCUAUCAUGCCUCGGCAACGAUUGAUGAGGCGCAUCGAUUGAGGCGUUUACGUGUGCCAUCGGCUGCGCAUUUUCGCCUACACGAUUUUCGCUUUGAUGACAUACAUUUUGAGGACGAUGAUACAUUGAAGGCCUGCCUGCGCAUGUUCCUGGAUCUGGACUUUGUUGAGCGUUUUCACAUCGACUACGAGGUGCUUUGCCGUUGGCUGCUGAGUGUCAAGAAGAAUUAUCGCAAUGUUACUUAUCACAAUUGGCGACAUGCCUUCAAUGUGGCACAAAUGAUGUUCGCCAUACUAACGAUUUCCCAUAAUGGACAGGCGACGCAAUGGUGGAAGAUUUUCGGUGAGAUCGAGUGCUUGGCAUUGAUUAUCGGUUGCUUGUGUCACGACUUGGAUCAUCGGGGGACUAAUAACUCCUUCCAGAUUAAAGCCUCCUCACCAUUGGCUCAACUAUAUUCGACCUCCACCAUGGAACAUCAUCAUUUCGAUCAGUGUUUGAUGAUUUUGAAUAGUCCUGGAAAUCAGAUUCUAGCAAAUCUGUCAUCAGAUGAUUACUGUCGCGUAAUACGCGUUUUGGAGGAUGCCAUAUUAUCGACGGAUUUAGCGGUGUAUUUUAGAAAGCGUGGUCCCUUCCUGCAAUCCGUGAAGGAGCAGCCCCUCAGCUACUGGGAGGCUGACGAACCGCGUGCUUUACUGCGUGCUAUGAGCAUGACUGUCUGUGAUUUGUCGGCUAUUACAAAGCCGUGGGAUAUUGAGAAGCGUGUAGCCGAUUUGGUGAGUUCGGAAUUCUUCGAGCAGGGCGAUAUGGAGAAACAGGAAUUGAACAUAAUGCCCAUUGAUAUCAUGAAUCGCGAGAAGGAAGAUGAACUACCAAUGAUGCAAGUCAACUUUAUUGAAUCCAUUUGCUUGCCAAUUUACGAGGCUUUUGCCGAUCUCUCUGACAAACUGGAGCCACUGGUCGAGGGUGUACGCGAAAAUCGCGAACAUUGGAUCGAGCUGGCGCAGCAAGUACAAAAUAAAGAAAAUGCAGCCAGCAAUACAAAUGGCUGCACAGACACGACCAAGCAGAAUGGUUGCAUUUCGGAUGGGCGCAGCGACGUGACUGAUGAGAUCGGAACGACGAACACAACGAAUUGUGACAGCAACGCCGACGAUGGCAUAUCAACAGGCGCCGAAUGCGAAAUCGACGAGCAGAGUGAUAGCAAAAAUCCAAAGGAAAUUCACAACUGCAACAACAAUGACGAUGAUAAUGAUGAAGACGACGCGCACUUGUGCGCCGAAGAGGAGGAAGCCGCCAUCGAAGCAGAUGACGAUGACUCGGAUGUAGAGGCGUCGCGUCAUUCCAACGGUUGUUUCUCCUCCGGCUCGAGUCGUUUGAGUACACCACCACCCACAGGCGAAGACGACAGCCUACCGACUUCGCCGGCCAAGACGACACAGGCGAAACUUAUCGCCGCAAAUCUAAAUAGUCUUAAUCAGCGCACGCUCAAAUCGACACGCAACUGUUGUCGCAGUUGUGAAUAUGUGCGCUGCAGCGGCAAUAUGCGUAAAGCCUCCUCGCUCAAGGGCGCCAAAGAGUUGCAGCAACAAUUGAAUACACAAAAUGGCGGCAGUUGCGGUUACUACAGUCGCAGCGCACCCUCGGUGAGCAGUUGUGGUGUGACGAGCUCGGCCGCCAGCUUACAAAAACAGCAAAAUCACAGUGACAGCCAGCCCAAUCAGCUGCAGCAUCAUCAUCCUCACCACCACCACCAACAUAACCAUCACCAUCAUCGCCAUCACAGCCAUCACCAUCACCACCACCACAACAAUAAUCAACAUGCGUCACACAGUGGCAACGGCGCCACCGGCAAUACGUCAAGCGGCGCCGAAAGUGAUCGGAUACCGAAAAUUGUGGGUAAACUAGGCAACAUUGAUAGCUUGCAGUAUCUGGCUAGUGGUGGCAACGGCGCCGGUGAUGCGCUGCUGCACGCAAAUGCCGGCAAAGGCACACCAAAUGGCAUCGCGUUCACACCAAAUGGCCAUGUCACUUAUUUUGCCGCCAGCGAUGUGCCGACACUGGUCGUUUCGCCGACGGCGGCGCCCACAACAACAACAGCAGCAACGACGGCGACAAGCGCUUGUGAUAAAUGAAGUGUUUAAGCGAAGUACGUGAGCGAGCUUUGUGCGCUCACAUGGCAGUGUUGUAUUUAGUAUAUGUACAUAUGUAUCUGUGUAUGUGCUUGCAAUGGCUUAAAGUGCGUAUGGCUGUAGUGAAGGUGCGGCGCAUGCUGCGUUUUGUGGCUCCAACGAGUUCACUUACGGUACAGCUAAAGCAAAUGCGUAAAUUACAGUUUUGUUUAAAUGUAAUUAUUGAUUGUACUGCAUAUAUUUCGCUCUGCGUCUGUGUAUAAUGCAUACAGUAACUAUUUUGACUACUGUUUGGAGUUUGUAGUGAAGGUUAAAGAGAGAGUUUGUGAAAAAUUGAAUUUUUUUUGGACAAAAAUUAUCAAUAAUUUCAAAAAGUAGUUUGAGCUGAUGUAACCAAAAUUUACUUUUUUUAAUAACAUUACAUUUUUUCAUUUUAAUUUUUUUUUUCAAAAAUCUCCUUACAAACCUCAAAUCAAAUCAAAUUAUCAAGAACCGAAUAAUUUUCAAACCAUAAGCAGCCAAACUCCCUUACACUACAGUACCAAAGCACCCACCAUAAUAAGCAAAUAAGCACCAAGCAGUGCAGCAAAUCAUAUGCAGUUUAAGCGA
Molecule: messenger RNA, 8722 nt
Organism: Bactrocera dorsalis (oriental fruit fly)
Lineage: Eukaryota; Metazoa; Arthropoda; Insecta; Diptera; Tephritidae
Gene: Pde11
Product: dual 3',5'-cyclic-AMP and -GMP phosphodiesterase 11
Exons: 18
Coding region: 4142-8116 (1324 amino acids)
Biological process (GO): signal transduction
Molecular function (GO): 3',5'-cyclic-AMP phosphodiesterase activity; protein binding; 3',5'-cyclic-GMP phosphodiesterase activity
Source: RefSeq, a predicted model, not a curated record